GGGUGAGGAUUGUUGUUUCGGGGAGGUGGAGGGCUUGGGCUAGGCUUGUUAGGGGUGGGAGGGUGUCGCCUAGGCCGUGGAGGAGGAGGAGGAUGUUUGUUGGUGUUGCGCUUGCUGGGGUUGAGGUGGUGGUUGAGGUGGGUGGUGGUGGUGGUGGGGUGAGGGUUAGAGUUAGGUUUGGGGGAAGUCGGUGGGGUUGGGGAGGCGGGUGGGUGGCAUUUUGGUUGUAUUGGUAUUAUGCAGUGCAGUCGUAUGUUGUGUGUAGAUAGGUGGAGUAGAAGAGUAGGUGUGGUGUGCAAUAGUGGUUAGAAUAAGCUAGUAGUAGUAGUAGUUGUGGUGGUGAAAUGAAAA
This is a messenger RNA of Aspergillus campestris IBT 28561, 351 nucleotides long. RefSeq lists its product as uncharacterized. Lineage: Eukaryota; Fungi; Ascomycota; Eurotiomycetes; Eurotiales; Aspergillaceae. The coding region runs from base 93 to 269 and encodes 58 amino acids. The transcript has a single exon. The record is from RefSeq and is a predicted model, not a curated record.